Messenger RNA from Mercenaria mercenaria, 5266 nucleotides. Its product is annotated as kinesin-like protein KIF9. Gene Ontology annotation, molecular function: ATP binding; microtubule binding; microtubule motor activity. Lineage: Eukaryota; Metazoa; Mollusca; Bivalvia; Venerida; Veneridae. Gene Ontology annotation, biological process: microtubule-based movement. The transcript has 21 exons. The record is from RefSeq and is a predicted model, not a curated record. Bases 118 to 2712 code for a protein of 864 amino acids.
GUGCACCUGACAACUAGGAAAACAAGAUUGGAGAAGCAACUUGCCUUAAUUUUCUUAUAUUUUUGAGGACUUAUUGCAUCAGAAUUGUCUACCCUGCCCAGAAGGGAGGACGUAGAGAUGUACAGUCCAUCUAAGUACAGCCGUGUGAGCUCGAACCUGAGUACAGGUAGUCAGGUUAGCCGGCAGACUGUAGGAAACAAAGGCAAGAGGGUGCAAGUAUGGGCAAGGAUUAGACCCACAUCACACUUCGCUCAGGACAACUUAGAGCUCAUGCCAGAUGGCAGGAGUGUUAAUGUACACGUAAUGAAGGAUGGAAGAAAAGGAGUGGUCAACAACCAGAUUCAGGACUGGUCAUUCAGACUGGAUGGUAUCUUUCACAAUGCAACACAGGAUCAGGUGUUUGACACCGUAUCAUCAAAUAUUGUCACAUCAGCCCUCGAUGGCUACAAUGGAACAAUGAUGUGUUAUGGACAGACCGGGGCUGGUAAGACGUUCACUAUGACAGGGGCCACAGAGAACUAUGCUCACAGAGGGAUGAUACCCAGAUCUAUCUCACAAUUGUUCAGAGAAAUUGAAGAAAGACCAGAGUUUGCUAUCACAUGCAGAAUUUCAUACAUAGAAAUCUAUAAUGAGACAAUGUUUGACCUGCUGUCCACACUGCCAGAGUCGUGGAACCAGAUAAAUGAGAACCAACCAAUGACAAUCUGCGAGAAUGAAGAUGGAAUUUACGUGAAAGGAUUGUCAUGUCAUCUUGUACAGAAUGAGGAGGAGGCAUUGAAUUUAUUAUUUGAGGGAGAAACAAACCGAGCUAUAGCCUCACAUACACUGAAUGCCAGAUCAUCUCGGUCACAUUGUAUCUUCACUAUAUACAUUGAGACAAGAUCUAGAGUUCAGUCAAAUGCCAGGUAUACAGUGUCUAAACUCAACUUUGUUGAUUUGGCUGGAAGUGAGAGACUUGGAAAAACUAAGUCUGAGGGUAAGACACAGCAAGAGGCCAUGUAUAUCAACAAAUCUCUAACAUUCCUUGAACAAGUUAUUGUAGCACUAGCUGAUCGUAGACGUGAGCACAUUCCAUUCCGACAGUCAAAACUUACACACUGCCUAAAAGAUUCUAUUGGGGGCAGGAGCAAUACUUUACUGGUAGCAAAUAUAUGGGGAGAGUCCAGUCAAGUUGAGGAAACAGUAUCCACCUUGAGAUUUGCCACAAGGAUGAUGUGUGUAGCGAGUGAACCUACAGUUAAUGAAGUGUAUGACCCAGCUGUUUUAGUAAAGAAAUUACAGAAAGAAAUAAAUCACCUGAAGAAUGAAUUAGCAAUGCAUGAUACAUUGACAAACAGAAGUCAGAUAACAUAUGAUCCUCUGUCAGAACAACAGAAAUACGAGAUAAGACAGCAAGUUAGACGAUUUGUGGAAGGAAAUCUAGAUGAAAUUGAUGUAAUCAAUUUACGGCAGAUCCAAGGCACGUUCGAUGCAUUUAGAGACAUUUAUCAACAAAUGGAGAAAGAUAUAGAGGAGAGACUACGUCAGAAGUAUGCGUUGAUAGAUCGUACUGACCCGUCCGCUAUACAGGCUGCCCAGCAGUCAUCCGUGGAAAGAAAAGCGUCUACUCAGUCAAUAAUAAGCGAUCGCUCGGGUGAUAUCGCACAUGCUGGUGUACCAAUCAGUGAUGAUGGUACGUUGGUUGGAGAGUCGGACGGACAGAGUUUCGGUGUGGGCGUUGCACCAAGGUCAGCAAGAGCCGAACCCUCAUCAGUGGUACAGCUCAAAAAGAAAGAAGAUGAGAGAAGGAGGAGAGAAAAGGGUGGACGAGGAGCUAGAGGCAGCCCAGUGGCCGGUAGAGCAAGCCCUGCCCAUAGUGGUGGUAAGGGGGAGAGGGACAUUAAGAGCCCACACACUCCAGUUGAGAGGGAACGUAAAGAAGAUGAGGAUAGAACCACACCCACAAGUUCUGCAGGAGGAUCCCGUACAGACAGGCAGAUGAGACCUAGUACCCCACCGCAGAGAGCUAAAGCAUUUGAAGAGUUUAAACAAGAAAGAGGCAGUGAGAUAAAUAGGAUCCUUGUAGAAAAUAAAGAAAUUUUAGCAACAAAGAAGAAGAAGUACACAGAUCUUGCAAGAUCAAUAAACCAAACAAAGGUAGAGAUUGACAAAAGUCGGUCCAAACUUGACCAGCUUAAAGAGGACCGUGAACAAGCUGGUCCUACAUAUAAUGAGGAUGGGGAUAUAGUGAUCAGUGAGGAUGAAUUCAUGGAAAUCAAGAGACUGAAGGACCUGAAACAGACUUACAGAAAUGAUUUUGAUGAAUUAAAGAAUCUGAAAGCAGAGGUUCAGUACUGUCAGAGACUUGUCGACCAGUGUAGGCAGAGAUUAAUACAAGAAUUUGACAAUUGGUAUGCAGAGAGUUUCUUGAACCAGUCAGAUGAGCCACAGACUAGUGUGGCUGCAGGACAUGGCAUUAGACCUGGAAUAUUUAUACCUUAUAACCCUAAUGUGCUUGAAGAUGAGCAAGAGAAAUUUGACCGCCUACAGAUGGAGCUGUUAAUGAAUGAUCCAGAAUCUGCUGCCUUCUAUAAUGCCAAGAUGAGGAAAGACAGAAGGAAAACAUAUGAAGAAGCCAUGUCCCAACCUCAGCCCUCAUACAGACGUGCUCCUGGUACCCCUACAAUACACAUUAGGAACCAGCCGCCGUCCAUGUUACAAGUUUCACAUUAAAUGUCUUCAAAAAUGUGUAAAUGUUCUAGGAUAAAGAUUAAAUUGUAAAUGAUGGAUAUAAUUGUUGCAAUUGUAAAUAUCCUUGGAUAUAUAUUACGGACAUUCAGAGUGGUGUAGCUUUGUUACACAAUGACAUUUAAGUUGUAAAUGUUCUUAGAUUUUGCAGUUAUUUCUAAAUAUGUUUUAAGAUGAUUCUUAAAAUAUGAAACUUGCACAAUGGGUGAAUUGCUGUUUAUAAAUAUACUGAAACAAAGUUGUUUUUUUUAAAUAGAAUUGACAUAAUUUAUAAAUGUUCGAGAAACUAAUUGCCUUUAAUAGAAAUUAAUUUAACUUGGCUAACCAAGGGUUGUGGAUUGAAUCUUGUCUGAAGUAAGCUUAAUACACCCACCUGGAGAGUUCAAGCAUGAAAUUUGUGCAAACAUUUACCAUGUGUAGAUCUUUGAAAGGACAUUUUGAAAAUUUUGAAAAGUUUUUGAAAUCGAAAGUAUUUGUUAUUACAUGUGUAAUUGUAAAUUAAGACCAUAUUCAUAUACAAAAUGAUGUAUCAAAUUUUAGGCAAUAUUUAUUUGCAAUGGCAUGCCUGAUUUUAAUUUCUGUUGCUGUUUGCAUAAAAAGAAAUGAUAUAAUUGAGAGGUGUGAGCAAAACUGUAAAUAUGCAUGUGGACCUCUUUGAAGCUCGGAUCCCUCAGUACUGUAACAACAUUGCAAGGUUUACAAGCCCCUGUCAUAAUGUUUUUUGAGGGCUUAUUAGAACUAAAGCAAGGCAGAAAAUUUGUAAGAUCAAAGAAAGCCAAAAAGAUACUUUUUUUUAUUGAUUUAUGAUAACCUGUUAAAAGAUGAACUUAAACUCAUGAUUUUUAAGAUAUGUUUUUGAAUUAUUACAGUUAUUUAAGUAAGUGUAAUAAAAUAUUGUUAAAAACUGCUGAUAGAUUUUAUCUUGUUAAUGUUUUUGUAUAUACCAUAUUUUCCUUAAGCAUAAUUUUGUAAAUUGUGUAUUUCUUUUCAGGCGUAUUAGUACGAUUUCAAAGGACUUUUUUAGCUUUUGAUUUCUUUUUAAACAUCUCCUUUGUCAUAUAGUUUGUUAAGUAUGCAACAGACAUUGUAAUGUAAACUUUAUAAGUUUUUUAGUACAUGCUUGAAAAGUAUGUAAAGAUGUAAUUUGGACUUAAUUUUCGGUAUAUCAGAUAUUAGGUGUUAGUCAAAAUACAUUGAGAAGCAUUUACAUGAACUUGCAGCUUGCUGGCAGCAAGUGGUUCUCCCUUUGCGACCAGUGCAGACCCAAGAUUAGCCUGCACACCCAUGCAGUCUUAUGAUCUGCGCUAUUCGCUAUUCAGUCAGUAAAUUUUCAGUGAACACCCUUUCGAAUAAUAAGUGGUACCAUCCAAAUUAAGUGAUGGACUGGCCAUUUUAGAAAUUUAGCAGGCUUAAGGUUGACUUUACUAGACUGAAUAUGGAAUUUCAGGAAGUAUUUACUACCUACACAUUUACUACCUUUUUUAACUUGUGUGAGGUAUCAAUGGAAUCCAUGCCAAAAUUAUAGUGUCUUACUGAAAGAGAAGACUUAGUAGAUAGGUACAUUUAUAUUUAUUCUGUUGAAAAUUAAACAUGUUUGCUAAUUUAUUUUUGCACUAUGGGUAUCUUGAAAAGUUUUUUUUUUAAUUUUAACUACUCAAAAACACAAUUAUACAUUGAAGUAAAAUUGCAUUUAUGCCCAAAAGGGGUUCAACUUCAAUGUCGAUUUAAGUUAUCUUGUUAGACCAAUGUUUUCUUUUCUUUUUAAAUAUCAGAAUCUUGAAUUCAUUGUCAUUUUAAAGGUUUUGUAUAAAGAACAGUGCACUAUUUUUAUGCUGUAUAUUUUAUAUUGCACAACUGUGCUUGUACUGAGUAUGUGAUAAAAACGUGACUGUGAUAACUUAAUUUUUAUUUUCCUUACCAAACUUUUACAAUUUCCUUCUAUACAUACAAUUUAUCAUUUUCUCUAAGAAUCUUAGUGUGUGAAACUGUUGAUUCUUGAUAAAAACAAAGCACAAAAGUUAGUUGGCACUGAACUGAUCGUUUGCAUAACGUUCCUCGGGAUAUUGUAGACGUGGUUUACUGUCCAAAUUCCGAAUGUGACAAAAAAAAAUUGAAUACCAAAAUUAGAGGAAAUGUUAAAGAGUGCUGUUAAAUUUGUGAAAUGGCAUCUGUUACACUGGCCAAAACAAAAUCACAUAUUUUUAUAGAAAUAUUCACAAAAAGAAGAGGAUUUUAGUUUUUGUGAAAAUAACUUUGUUUCCGAUUUUCUUUUUCUGAAAAGUGGCAGGAGGAUUUAACUGUAACAGUUGUAUUCUGUAUUUUGUUUGAAGGAAAAGGAUAAGAAAAAAAGUUUUAUGUAUUCCUUUUUGUUUAAUUUAUAAGUUUUAUUUCAGCAUUUAUGCUGUAAGUAAUACUGAUGUAACAGGUCUAUUAGAUGAAAUAUUGCACCAUUAAAAUAGACUCUUCUUUAAGUUAAACAUAUAUGUUUUUAAUUCUCCUAUAUUAAGAUUUCUUGUUUAAAUACACAGCUGAAUUCUUA